This is a messenger RNA of Dermacentor silvarum, 873 nucleotides long. It is a transcript of the gene MED4, whose product is annotated as mediator of RNA polymerase II transcription subunit 4. The coding region runs from base 45 to 800 and encodes 251 amino acids. The transcript has 6 exons. Gene Ontology annotation, biological process: regulation of transcription by RNA polymerase II. Gene Ontology annotation, cellular component: core mediator complex; mediator complex. The record is from RefSeq and is a predicted model, not a curated record. Lineage: Eukaryota; Metazoa; Arthropoda; Arachnida; Ixodida; Ixodidae. Gene Ontology annotation, molecular function: transcription coregulator activity.
UUUUCUCUUACUUUCUUUCCUUUCGCUUUUCAUUUGCGUAAAACAUGGCAGCUCCCCAGAGCACGCGAGAGCAGUUGCUUCUACUUGUCGAUGACAUCGAAAUAAUUGCUAAAGAGCUGUUUGAAAACAUCAUUGCUCCGAAGAAUCAACGACUGUCAGCGGCAGAACAUAGUCAGCUUGCCGAAUUGCUAGUUUCAAAGGACGAAGAGCUGAAACAGACACUGGUGAUCGCUGCAGGACAGGCAGAAGUACAGAAGACGAUAAACAGCCUCCAAGAAGAAGUAGAAAAGCAAGACCACGACAUCCACUUGCUUCAGUGGCAGCUGAAAGAAGCGGAACAUUUGCUAUCUACAGCUAUAUAUCAGGCGAAGCAGAAACUGCAGAGUAUUGAGAAAGCAAAUGCGAGGGCAGUCUCAUCUGAAGAGCUUAUCAAAUACGCCCAUCGGAUCAGUGCCAGCAAUGCAGUGGCAGCACCACACAACUGGCAGCAAGGUGACCCACGAAGGCCAUACCCGACGGAUAUAGAGAUGCGACAGGGUUACCUCGGCCGGCUGAGCGAUCUUCCUCUCACAGGGCCACCCCUUCAGCCACAGGGGAGCUUGGGAGACCUGAAUGCUGCUCGUCAUCUUGACCAGAAUCCACUUGGGCAGUCAUUUUCAUGGCAGAUUGGAGGAGACAUCAAGCCACCCAUCUCGAGCAACCACAACUCUGUUGGCAUGGAUGCCAAAAGCAAAGAGAAUGAAGAUGUUGAGGUCAUGUCAACGGACUCAUCUAGCAGCUCUUCCAGUGAUAGCCAGUGAACAGAGACCUAUUAUCAUUUCUCAUUGUACAUAUCAACAAAACGUGUUUUUGAAGAACCUGGCGUGGCAUGGU